CUGCGGCGGCGAUGCCACCGCCGCCGCCCCAAAACCCAGUGGUGGCGCAACCAGGAGGGGCGAUGGUGCAAGGAGGAGUGGAAACACAAGGAGGAGCGCCACCGCAAGCCGUUGCACAAGCUCCCAGUCAACAGAUGGUGACGAUGACCAGGGAGGAGAUGCAGAGGAUAAUGGCAGCCGCGGCGGCGCAGGCGGUGCAGCAGGUCACAAGCCAUACAUCUCGCGCCACUACCGCGCCGACCACUGUAGUAGGAGGCCAGGACAAGAAUGUGUCCAGUUAUGGAGAUGGAGGAGGUGGAAGAAAUCGUAUGAUGGAGAGCUUGGCGGAGCAGUUGCGCCAGUUGCAGGAUAAGGUUGAAGGGAGGCCAGAGAGAAGAGCUCUAGGACAUCCUUUCUUGAGGGAGAUUCUCGCUGCUCCCUUACCGAAUAAAUUCAAGGAGACUAAUUUGGUGUAUGACGGGUCAUCUAACCCAUCGAGGCAU
Striga hermonthica is the source of this 482-nucleotide messenger RNA. The record is from the annotation of a GenBank genome assembly. NCBI's taxonomy places the organism in Eukaryota, Viridiplantae, Streptophyta, Magnoliopsida, Lamiales, Orobanchaceae.